This is a messenger RNA of Chinchilla lanigera (long-tailed chinchilla), 3504 nucleotides long. It is a transcript of the gene Man1a2, whose product is annotated as mannosidase, alpha, class 1A, member 2. Gene Ontology annotation, molecular function: mannosyl-oligosaccharide 1,2-alpha-mannosidase activity; calcium ion binding. Gene Ontology annotation, biological process: carbohydrate metabolic process; N-glycan processing. NCBI's taxonomy places the organism in Eukaryota, Metazoa, Chordata, Mammalia, Rodentia, Chinchillidae. The record is from RefSeq and is a predicted model, not a curated record. Gene Ontology annotation, cellular component: endoplasmic reticulum; Golgi membrane; extracellular exosome.
GCCCGCAGCCGUGGGGCGGCGUCGCGGAGCGCGGGCGGCCAACGGCUCCUUCCGCCCGUUCCCGAGCUGCUGGCCCGGCUUCCCGGCGCGGGGAGACCGUCCCUGCCCCGGACUUGUGAGGAGCCCUGCGUAUUUCCCCCGCAGUUCAGGUGAGGCGCCCGAGGGGAUGCAGUGAGCCCGGUCGGCUCGGCGCUCGCCCAGCUCCAUCUGAGCACCCUCCAGGGGUGCGGGAAUGGAAGAGCCCGGCUCGCAGCUCGCCCGCGGCGCGGCCUGCCGGGUGUACCCCCGGGAGUGAGCGGGGACGCACAGGCACCUGGUGCGGUACCGGAGGCCACAUGGCGGGAGGACGCCAGCGCCGUAAAUUAGCGAUCCUUUAGGAGCCGCCGGCUGUGGAUGUAAUUGGACGAGCGUGGAAGAGGGCCCUCUUGAAAAAGCACAACAGUUCUCUGAGAGGAGAAAUCCUGAGUUGAUCCGCUUCUGCCAAGACCUGAGAGUUCAGCGUGCUGUACGUUUGCUGUGAGAUGAAAACCGUGUGAAGUAUUCUGCAAGAGCCUAAACGAUGACCACCCCAGCCCUGCUGCCCCUGUCUGGACGUCGGAUCCCGCCUCUGAACCUGGGGCCGCCCUCCUUCCCGCAUCACAGGGCUACCUUGAGACUCUCGGAGAAGUUCAUCCUUCUCCUCAUUCUCAGUGCCUUCAUCACCCUGUGUUUUGGGGCAUUCUUCUUCCUUCCAGACUCCUCGAAACACAAACGCUUUGAUCUGGGUUUAGAAGAUGUGUUGAUUCCUCAUGUAGAUGCAGGCAAAGGGGCGAAAAACCCCGGAGUCUUCCUGAUCCAUGGACCUGAUGAACACAGACACAGGGAAGAAGAAGAACGUCUACGAAAUAAAAUUCGAGCUGAUCAUGAAAAGGCCCUGGAAGAAGCAAAAGAAAAAUUGAGAAAGUCAAGAGAAGAAAUUCAUGCAGAAAUUCAGACAGAGAAAAAUAAGAUAGUCCAGGAAAUGAAGACAAAAGAGAACAAGCCACUGCCGCCAGUUCCUAUUCCAAACCUUGUAGGGAUCAGUGGUGGAGACCCAGAGGAUAUUGAGAUAAGAAAGAAAAGGGACAAAAUUAAAGAGAUGAUGAAACAUGCCUGGGAUAAUUAUAGAACGUAUGGAUGGGGGCAUAAUGAACUCAGACCUAUUGCAAGGAAAGGACACUCCACUAACAUAUUUGGAAGUUCACAAAUGGGUGCUACCAUAGUAGAUGCUUUGGAUACCCUUUAUAUCAUGGGACUUCAUGAUGAAUUCCUAGAUGGGCAAAGGUGGAUUGAAGACAACCUUGAUUUCAGUGUGAAUUCAGAGGUGUCUGUGUUUGAAGUUAACAUUCGAUUUAUUGGAGGACUACUUGCAGCAUAUUACCUUUCAGGAGAAGAGAUAUUCAAGAUUAAAGCAGUGCAACUGGCUGAGAAACUCCUUCCUGCCUUUAAUACACCGACAGGGAUUCCUUGGGCAAUGGUGAAUCUAAAAAGUGGAGUAGGUCGAAACUGGGGCUGGGCAUCUGCAGGAAGCAGCAUUCUGGCGGAAUUUGGUACACUACAUAUGGAAUUUGUCCACCUGAGCUACUUGACGGGGGACCUGGUUUACUACAAAAAGGUCAUGCAUAUUCGGAAAUUACUUCAGAAAAUGGAUCGUCCAAAUGGUCUUUAUCCAAAUUAUUUGAACCCAAGAACUGGGCGCUGGGGUCAAUAUCACACAUCAGUUGGUGGUCUAGGGGACAGUUUUUAUGAAUAUUUACUGAAAGCAUGGUUGAUGUCAGAUAAAACAGACCAUGAGGCAAGAAGGAUGUAUGAUGAUGCUAUUGAGGCUAUAGAAAAACAUCUUGUUAAGAAGUCCAAAGGAGGUCUUGUCUUCAUUGGAGAAUGGAAGAAUGGGCACUUAGAAAAGAAGAUGGGGCAUUUGGCCUGUUUUGCUGGUGGAAUGUUUGCACUAGGAGCAGAUGGUUCCAGAAAAGAUAAAGCUGGUCAUUAUUUAGAGCUAGGGGCAGAGAUUGCGCGUACAUGUCAUGAGUCAUAUGACAGGACUGCAUUAAAACUAGGUCCUGAAUCAUUCAAGUUUGAUGGUGCCGUGGAAGCUGUAGCUGUCCGGCAGGCUGAGAAAUAUUACAUCCUCCGUCCAGAAGUAAUUGAAACCUAUUGGUACCUGUGGCGAUUCACUCAUGAUCCAAGAUACAGGCAGUGGGGAUGGGAAGCAGCCCUGGCUAUUGAAAAGUAUUGCCGAGUCAGUGGUGGGUUUUCUGGGGUCAAAGAUGUAUAUUCCGCUACUCCUACACACGAUGAUGUACAGCAGAGCUUCUUUCUUGCUGAAACAUUAAAAUACUUGUACCUGCUGUUCUCCGGUGAUGACCUUUUACCUUUAGACCACUGGGUGUUUAACACAGAGGCUCACCCUCUGCCUGUAUUACAUUUAGCCAACACCACACUUUCAGGUAAUCCUGCUGUUCGAUGAAAGCAGCUCUAGAAGGACCAUUCUUACCUGUGUUUUGUUUACAUGGACUACUACAGAAACUAGUCUGGAGAGGAGUCUUUGAAAACCUGGACCUCUAAGUCAACAUGACAGGGUGAAACUCUUCCUCUCAAGACUUUCCAACAUGUAAAUAUACCAACUUUGAAAUUAUUCCAUUUUAUACCUGACCAAAACAUGUUCUGGUACAUAUAGGACAGAGACCUGAUGUACUUUGAUUUGUAAUGAGAUGGUCACUUGAGAAACAAUGCCCAUUACUUCUAUAUUAUUAGAGCAAGCCAAGAACAUAGAACACCCUCCAGGAGUUAGAGAUGGCCUUUGGAACGAAUUACAUAUUAUUUGUUUUCCUCCCACGGUGGAGCAGCUUUCAAAUCAAAUAUUUACAUGUUGUUUAUCCCUUUUUUCUCCAUUUUAAUAAUGGAAUAAGCUAAGAUAUACAAGAGCAAAAGAAGAGCGUAACUGUAUCAGUAAAAAGAAGACUCAAAAAGGAACAGAAGUACCGAACCCUGUCUGAAUUUCCAUGUUCCCCAUUGGAUGACUGGACUGGCGACCAUUUCAGUCCCAAUCUAUUUCAUUGAAAUUUCUUGGUUGAAUUUAAUUCACUGGGGGCAUGAUCUCACAAAGAAUACUCUUAAAGUCUUUCUGUCCACAUGGUACCAUUGAAACUGCUAUUUAUCAUCACCAGUGCUUAGGAGCCUAAUAGGUUUGGGAUUUUGUGCAUGUAAUUCAGUAUGGUGUAGGUAGCAUGAUGAAAAGUGGGGAAAAUGCCAUUUUGUUGCCUUGAAACUCGUUCUUUCUUAGUAAAAUCCUUGGUUUUGUUGGUAAGAGAUUAUUUUCCUAAUCUAACAAGUCUAUUAAGUAAAUUUUAUUUCAUUAAAAAGUUGAGUCAUUCAACGUACAACUUUGACUUGACCAAAUUUACUAUUCUGUUAUGCAACUUUGAAUUUGCAAUGGUAAAUUGAAUUACUUUCAUAAUUUAUUAAAGCAAAAACAAAAUAGUGAAA